AUGCUCCCUGUACAGGAGCGAGGUCGCCUGCAUCAUUGUUUUGGACGCUCACUGUUGGAUAUAUUGUUUGGUGUCUGCUGCCCUUCAGGGAAGCUUGCCGAAACCUUUGCGAAGGUGGUGGGUCACACUCCGCCGUUCCCCUUCUACUCAAGCAAGAUGGAUGCAGUGUAUCGCAAGGUCAUCCUCGGUGGCUACCGCUAUGACACAAGGGGGAUUGAACCACUGUUUCCGUUUGGCUAUGGCCUGAGGUGCACCGGGUUUCAGUUCAGCAACCUGGUGGUUGAGGUGAAGCACGAAGCUGCCCACAACAUCUCUGUAUCCGUGGCGCUGAAAGUGAAGGACACACGGAAGGGGACCGGCAAGGAGGUUAUGGGCCCUGCGAAGGGGAAAUAA
Messenger RNA from Trypanosoma rangeli, 393 nucleotides. Its product is annotated as glycoside hydrolase family protein. The transcript has a single exon. Gene Ontology annotation, molecular function: hydrolase activity, hydrolyzing O-glycosyl compounds. The coding region runs from base 1 to 393 and encodes 130 amino acids. The record is from RefSeq and is a predicted model, not a curated record. Lineage: Eukaryota; Euglenozoa; Kinetoplastea; Trypanosomatida; Trypanosomatidae. Gene Ontology annotation, biological process: carbohydrate metabolic process.